UAGUUCUUGGUGGUUUGGAUCCGUUCCCCGACACCGUCCUGGCUGCCCGCCGGCCGAUCCGCGGUUCCUCAUCCUCGAUCCCAAACACUUCUUCAAACCCUAACAUCCGCUCCUGAUUCGCAGGAAAAAUCGAUUCCUUUGGCCGGAUUUCGUUGGAGUCUGAUGGUAUAAAGAGCAUGGAAAGGGAAGCAAAAAAGGAAGCUUUCAGGAAGUAUCUGGAAUCAAGCGGGGUGCUUGAUGCUCUCACUAAAGUUCUUGUUGCACUGUAUGAAGAAAAUGACAAGCCUUCAUCUGCCUUAGAGUUCGUCCAACAAAAGUUGGGUGGCCCAUCAAUUUCUGAAUAUGAAAAGCUACAAGCUGAAAAGUCAGAUUUGCAAUCGAAAUAUGAUGAGCUCUUAGCAGCUCACAGAGAAACAUGCAGAGAGGGUCAUUUUUCAUGCAUCUAUUGUAUGAAGGGAUCUUAUUGGCACAUUCCUGGUAGUUGCUGCAUUGGGAGCUCGCGGAUCUACGAAACUUGAAGUUGACAACAUCGUCAAAGGAGAACACAGAUGGAGAUAAAUUGAAAAAUUGACUAUGAACCUCCAGAGAUGAUUUAUUUGUGAGUUUGAACAAUAGAUCACAGGAAAAUAGAGAAACUGAUUUCUUCGCAGAAGUACUGAUAUUGAAUACUGUUCAUCACUGAUCUACCACGGAUGGAUUCUCAGAUUCGAUCUCUUCCCUGUUAAUUGUUCUUUAAUUUUAAAAGGAAUGGAAAUGGACACCUUUUAUUUGCUAA
Molecule: messenger RNA, 775 nt
Organism: Musa acuminata AAA Group (dessert banana)
Lineage: Eukaryota; Viridiplantae; Streptophyta; Magnoliopsida; Zingiberales; Musaceae
Exons: 6
Coding region: 177-518 (113 amino acids)
Biological process (GO): regulation of DNA-templated transcription
Cellular component (GO): nucleus
Molecular function (GO): transcription coactivator activity
Source: RefSeq, a predicted model, not a curated record